Molecule: messenger RNA, 1758 nt
Organism: Cordyceps militaris CM01
Lineage: Eukaryota; Fungi; Ascomycota; Sordariomycetes; Hypocreales; Cordycipitaceae
Product: MFS toxin efflux pump (AflT)
Exons: 4
Coding region: 1-1758 (585 amino acids)
Biological process (GO): transmembrane transport
Molecular function (GO): transmembrane transporter activity
Source: RefSeq, a predicted model, not a curated record
AUGGCGACGACGACGACGACGGAUACGGUCGAGUCGCGACCGUCGUCGGAAAAGACAACGCUCGACGACGACCCAGCCAUGGCUCACACGACCGGAGAGAAGCAGCAGCCGGCGCCGGCGGUGCAAGACGCAAGCGAAACGAAGCAGCAGCCCGAGGCGGCGACGACGACGACGACGAUGCAGCCCUGGACAGAGCCCGAGUACCCCGGCGCGGUCAAGCUCUCGCUGACCAUGUUUGCGCUGUGCGUCUCCAUCUUUCUCGUCGCGCUGGACCAGACCAUCAUCGCGCCGGCCCUCGGUGCGAUUACAACCCAAUUCAGCAGCACCAAAGACAUUGGCUGGUAUGGAUCUUGCUAUCUCCUCACCUCGACUUGUCUGCAGCCCGUCUACGGCGCCAUCUACCGCAUGUUCAAUGUCAAGUGGACCUUUCUCGCGGCAAUCUUCAUCUUUGAGGUCGGCAGCCUGCUGUGCGCCGUCGCCCCGUCCUCGGUCGCCUUCAUCGUCGGCCGCGCCAUUGCCGGCAUGGGCACCGCCGGUCUGUUUUCCGGCGCCGUCGUGAUUCUCUCCUACACCCUGCCUCUUGCCAAGCGCCCUCUUGCCUUUGGCAUCAUCGGCGGCAUGUGGGGCAUCGCUUCGGUCGCCGGCCCGCUGCUCGGCGGCGCCUUCACCGACCACGUCAGCUGGCGCUGGUGCUUCUACAUCAACCUGCCCGUCGGCGGCGUCGCCAUGGGCAUCGUCGGGUGCGUCGUGCACAUCAAGCGCAACACGCGGUACUCGGCCGGCCUCUCGAUCGGACAGCGCAUCCUCAAGCUCGACCUCGUUGGCACCGCCAUCUUCGUCCCCGGCAUCGUCUGCCUGCUGCUGGCCCUUCAGUGGGGCGGCGCCAGUUAUCCGUGGAACAACUCGCGCAUCAUCGGCCUGUUUGUGGGUGCCGGCGCCCUGCUCGCCGUCUUCGUCGUGGUGCAGUGGUGGCGCGCCGACCAGGGCACGUUCCCGCCCUUUCUGUUCAAGAGUCGGAGCAUCGUGGCCGCCAUGGCCUUUUGCUUCUUCUUCGGUGCUGCCUUUAUCCCGUUGAUCUUCUAUCUCUCUCUCUACUUUCAAGCCGUCCAGGGCGUGAGUGCCAUCCAGGCCGGCAUCAAGAUUCUUCCUCUUCUGCUUGCCACCGUCAUCUGCUCUGUUGCCUCGGGCGCUCUGGUCUCCAUCCUCGGUGUGUAUAAAUAUGUCAUUGCGCCUUGCAUGGCGCUGUUCGCUAUCGGCGCCGGCCUCAUCACCACCUUGGACGUCCACACCCCUCUUCGCGAGUGGUUUGGCUACCAGGUUGUCGCCGGUCUCGGCAUUGGUGCCGGCUUUCAAGUCGGCCCCGUUGUUGUCCAGACUGUCCUACCUCAAGAAUGGAUCCCUGUCGGAACCGCCUGCGUGCAAUUCUUUCAAAGCUUGGGAGGAGCCGUCUUCAUCGCCGUUGCGCAGACUGUCUUCCAGAAUGGCCUCAUUGACGGCAUCGAGACCACCAAUCUUGGUAUCAACCCCCACAUCUUUAUCAACAGCGGUGUCUCGCAAGCCAGAAAUAUCCUCGCCCAGAUGCAUCGAGAGGAUGCUCUCCCGCUCAUCCUCAAGGCAUACAUGAAGGGUCUGCGCAACACGUACUACACUACGCUGGCCUGUGCCAUCUGCGCGUUCCUCUCCGUGUUGGCUCUCGAGAAGAAGUCAGUCAAGAAGAAUGAGCAGAAGGCGGUGGAUGUCGAGACAACUGCGACUUAG